Messenger RNA from Sparassis crispa, 288 nucleotides. RefSeq lists its product as hypothetical. NCBI's taxonomy places the organism in Eukaryota, Fungi, Basidiomycota, Agaricomycetes, Polyporales, Sparassidaceae. Bases 1 to 288 code for a protein of 95 amino acids. The record is from RefSeq and is a predicted model, not a curated record. Gene Ontology annotation, biological process: regulation of DNA-templated transcription. The transcript is spliced from 4 exons. Gene Ontology annotation, molecular function: DNA-binding transcription factor activity; sequence-specific DNA binding.
AUGUCUCUCAUGCUGCUCGGCAAGCCGCUUGGUACGAACAAUUUCGUCACCAUGCUGUACCAGAUGAUCAACGACCCCAAGUCAGCACAAUUCAUUAUGUGGAUGGAGCUAGGUACUAGGUUUGUGGUGUCCAACGUGGGCGAGUUCAGCCGCUCAAUCCUGGGCUCACACUUCAAGCACAAUAAUUUCUCAAGUUUUGUGCAUCAACUCAAUAUGUAUGGCUUUCACAAAAUCAACUGCAUGAGUGGCCCAACACAUGUGUACUACUGCUCACCAACGGCCUCGUAG